Pleuronectes platessa (European plaice) is the source of this 2709-nucleotide messenger RNA. RefSeq names its product proline dehydrogenase (oxidase) 1a (gene prodha). The transcript is spliced from 14 exons. Gene Ontology annotation, cellular component: mitochondrion. The record is from RefSeq and is a predicted model, not a curated record. Lineage: Eukaryota; Metazoa; Chordata; Actinopteri; Pleuronectiformes; Pleuronectidae. Gene Ontology annotation, molecular function: proline dehydrogenase activity; FAD binding. Bases 102 to 1958 code for a protein of 618 amino acids.
UACUGAGAGUUUCCAGCACGUGCAUCAUCCGAGCUAUUCAGAGGUAACACCGACCAUAGGCGGGUCACCGAGGUCUGUGGACUGUCUUAAAAGAAGAAAACAUGUCGUACGCUAAGUUGGUGUCUGCGCUCGUCAGGGGGAACUCGGGCAAACUGCGCAUCUCGAGCGGAAGAUGUCGAUCGACGGCGGCGUCCACGAAGAGCCGGGAGGAGAAGGAGCCGGGCGGCUGCGCUGUGGUGGAGGCGCAGCCCGUGGAGCUCAUCUCUCAGACCCGGAGCGCCUCGGACGCACCGCUCAGCAGAGUCCACAUCGAUUUCGACAACACCAAAGAAGCGUACGAGAGUAAAGGCAACGCCGAGCUGAUCAGGAGUCUGGUGGUGUUCAAGCUUUGCACUGUGGACCUGCUGGUGGAGAAGAACAAAGAGUUGAUCGAUCUGAGCAGGAAGGUGCUGGGUCAGUGGCUGUUCGAGAAGGUGAUGAAGAUGACCUUCUACGGCCAGUUUGUGGCAGGGGAGGACCAAGAGUCCAUCAAACCUUUAAUCAAGAAGAACCAGGCCUUCGGGGUGGGGGCCGUUCUGGACUACAGUGUCGAGGAGGACCUCACCCAGGAGGAGGCGGUCAAGAAGGAAAUGGAUGCAUGUGUUUCUGAAGCAGAGAAAGGAAGUCCAGGGGCUGAUCAUCGUGAGAAGAAAUACAAAGCUCACCGACAGUUCGGGGACAGGCGUGGGGGGGUCACCAGUGCUCGUACCUAUUUCUAUGCCGAUGAGGCCAAGUGUGACAACCAGAUGGAGACGUUCAUCAAAUGCAUUAAAGCCUCCGGUGGAGCCUCUGUUGAUGGAUUUUCUGCCAUCAAACUAACCGCUCUGGGACGUCCACAGUUCCUCCUCCAGUUCUCUGAAGUCCUGGUCCAAUGGAGAAACUUCUUCAACUUCCUCGCCGCUCAACAGGGAAAGUCUGAAAUGAUACUUUUGGAACAAAAACUGGAGCUGGACCAACUCAAGGCAAAUUUGACUCAGAUGGGUGUUGGAGCCAAGGACGACAUAGAGAACUGGUUCACUGGGGGAAAACUGGGUUCAUCAGGAACGAUUGAUCUGCUUGACUGGAACAGUUUAAUACAAGACACAACUAAGAUCUCCAAUCUGCUCAUGGUGCCAAAUAUUGAGUCAGGCCACCUGGAGCCGUUGUUGAAGAUGUUCACAGACGAGGAAGAGCGACAGAUGAAGAGAAUGCUGCAGAGGGUGGACGUUCUGGCCAAGCAUGCUGUGGAGAACGGGGUGAGGCUGAUGGUGGACGCCGAGCAGACGUACUUCCAGCCGGCUAUUAGUCGACUGACCCUGGAGAUGCAGAGGAGAUUCAACAAAGAAAAGCCAAUCAUUUUCAACACAUACCAAUGUUACCUCAAGGAUGCCUAUGACAAUGUCACUGUGGAUAUCGAGCUGUCACGGAGGGAGGGCUGGUACUUCGGUGCCAAGCUGGUGCGUGGAGCCUACAUGUACCAAGAGAGAGCCAGGGCCGAGGAGAUUGGCUACGAGGACCCAAUCAACCCGGACUAUGAGGCCACCAACAGGAUGUAUCACAAGUGUUUGGAAUACUUGCUGGAGGAGAUCGAGCACAACAGGAAGGCCAACGUCAUGGUUGCAACACACAACGAGGACACGGUGAAGUUCACCCUCGAAAUGAUGAAUGAGAUGGGCCUUUCUCCCACUGAGAAUAAAGUUUACUUUGGUCAGCUGCUGGGGAUGUGUGACCAGAUCAGCUUCCCACUAGGUCAGGCAGGUUUCCCAGUCUACAAGUAUGUUCCAUAUGGCCCUGUCAACGAGGUCAUUCCCUAUCUGUCCCGCCGCGCUCAGGAGAACCGCGGCUUCAUGAAGGGAUCGCAGAGGGAGCGCAGCCUGCUGUGGAAGGAGCUGAAACGCAGGCUGCUGUGUGGCCAGAUUUUCUACACGCCUGUCUACUGAGUUACAGCACCGCGACAUGCUAACAGGGGUACAUCUCUGUAAACAUUCCAGCGUCUGAUCUGAGCUGAACCACCACCUGAUAGCUGCUCUGAGUAGAGGAAGUUUAGUGUCCCUCGUGUGCCUGUUAGGGUUCGAGGUAUUGAAGAGUGUUUUUAGCCUGUGAUAGGAUUUAUUUUAGGAUAUUUAAUAACCAAAGUGUUAAAAACAUUGAUGAUCCUUUAAGAAGUGGUUGAUAUUUCAGCACCAGUUUAUUUAACCAGUAACAUUUAUCCUCAUAACAAGGAAUUAUUCAGUACAGGUUAAGAAAAUGAUAUUGUAUGUUUACCAGAUAUGGCGUAUUUGUAUAUAUUUAUAAGUGCCUUGAUGAUGAAAGAUACUUUGUAUGUUAUGUUCAUUUUAUUUGUCAUAGUUGUCACUCACAGUGCCUUAUGAUGGCUGUCAUGAGAUUUACUGAAAGCAAUCAGCUACUUUACAACUUGUCGUCACUGUACACUCCUCCAGCAGGACUCUAAAUUAUUUUAGCAUGUUUAUUGCUGCUAUUAUAUGUAAAUGUGUUAACAUUUGACGAUGACUGUAAACCACAGGGGUUUUAAUGAUAAAAAAAAUGGGUUGAAUGUAUCUUCAUAUCUUGUUUAAGUCAUAACAGCAUAUCAACAAGAAGAAAAUCUGUUUUUCUCACAUGACGUAUAUUAAUGCAAGGCGUAGAUGAUGUGUAACUGUGGAUUUUUGCAUAAAAGUUAACCAUCCUUUA